Molecule: messenger RNA, 967 nt
Organism: Daucus carota subsp. sativus
Lineage: Eukaryota; Viridiplantae; Streptophyta; Magnoliopsida; Apiales; Apiaceae
Product: 2-C-methyl-D-erythritol 2,4-cyclodiphosphate synthase, chloroplastic
Exons: 3
Coding region: 97-792 (231 amino acids)
Biological process (GO): terpenoid biosynthetic process
Molecular function (GO): 2-C-methyl-D-erythritol 2,4-cyclodiphosphate synthase activity
Source: RefSeq, a predicted model, not a curated record
UUCACAAAAUGCCAACCCAGCCAAGUUCAACAAACGCAGCCCUGUAAAUAAAACACACACAACACAUUCCACAUUUCAACACACCUACUCAUCAAAAUGGCUGCUAAUUCUUUGAUUUUCGCAGCCACCAGUUCGAUUCUCGCAAAACCCAUGAUCAAAAUUCAAUCUUUUGCAACCCCUUCACUUGGGUUUUCCAGUGUAUUAGCCCCUCGCGUUUGUAGCCACAAAUUCCCGGUGCUGACCGUGGCUGCAGCUGCUUCUAGCGCCGUUCAAGUUGAGGCCGAAUCGCCGGCGUUGAAGCCGGCGAAAGUGCUUCCGUUCCGGGUCGGUCAUGGGUUCGAUUUGCACCGGUUAGAACCCGGCUACCCUUUGAUUAUUGGUGGUAUUGAUAUUCCUUUUGAGAAAGGUUGUGAGGCUCAUUCUGAUGGUGAUGUUUUACUUCAUUGUGUUGUUGAUGCAAUUUUGGGUGCUUUGGGCCUUCCUGAUAUUGGCCAGAUUUUCCCCGAUAAUGAUCCCAAAUGGAAAGGGGCUCCGUCUUCCGUUUUCAUCAAAGAAGCUGUAAGACUGAUGCACGAGGCUGGUUAUGAGCUCGGAAAUCUGGAUGCUACUUUGAUUCUUCAAAGACCGAAACUUAGCCCCCACAAGGAGACUAUCAGAACCAACUUGUCGCUUUUGCUUGGUGCAGACCCUUCUGUUGUGAAUUUGAAGGCAAAAACUCAUGAGAAGGUGGAUAGCCUUGGGGAGAAUAGGAGCAUUGCAGCUCAUACUGUUGUCCUUCUCAUGAGGAAGUGAGAAGAUGGUAGUUAUAGAUCAUGUAUUGAAUUAUCAAUCAAUGUAAGCCUACUGAUAAUCACUAAAUUACAUGAUGACAGUCAUCGCAGUCAAAUUGCUUGUACUUGUUACAUUUUGUUAAAAGAAAAAUGAAUUAAUACUUCUAUCCAUAAGGUUGAGGAGCCUUUUUAUUUUA